ACCCAAAACACUUCAUUGUUUUCUUGAACUUUUCACAGAACAGAGUAACUCUCUUUACUCCCAAGUGCCAACUCAACUUUCUGUGGUGUCUCUCUGGUUACUUCAUUUCCCAUAUUUCUCUCAUUUCCACAAGCUAACCAUGUCGGUAAUUGCAGAAGCCGCUCUAGCCGGUUUUUUUCAGGUGUUGUUUGACAAGUUAACUUCCCCUGAAUUGUGGAAGAUCUUUCAGCAAGAGAAAGUUGAUGCUGAUCUCAAGAAGUGGGCAAUAACGCUGCGGAACAUCCGUAAAGUUCUGGCUGAUGCCGAAGAGAAGCAGAUGACAGACGAGUUUGUGAAGAGCUGGCUGGCUGAGCUGCAAGACUUGGCUUAUGAUGCGGAUGACAUUUUGGACGAGUUUGCUACUGAAGCUUUGCGACGUGAGCUGAAUGCAGAAGAAGCCAGCACAAGUACGGUAAUAAUAAAGUUCAUCAAUGAUUGUGUUGGUUCAGAUCGAGAUUUUGUUACGUUGAUGCGGUCCAAGAUUGAAGAUAUUGAUACACGACUGCAAAAAAUAGUGAAAGAUAAGAAAGAUCUGGAGUUGAAAGAAAAUAGUGGGGGAAGGACUAUAACAACAAGAUCAUGGCCGCCCUCGACUUCUCUGGUGAAUGAAAGUCGUACUUAUGGCAGAGAUGAAGAUAAAAAGAAAAUUGUCAAGUUGUUGCUCGAAUCAAGUGAUGCUCAACUCUCUGUGAUUCCCAUAGUUGGUAUGGGUGGACUGGGGAAGACGACUCUUGCCCAGCUAGUCUACAGAGACAACGAAGUGAGCAAUUAUUUUGAUUUGAAAGCAUGGGUUUGCGUGUCUGAAGAUUUUGACAAUCUAAGGUUGACAAAAGAAAUUCUACACUCUUUCACUUCUAAACCUUGGGAUAAUAAUAGUACUUUAGAUUCACUACAAGUCGAACUGGAGGAGAAAUUAUCCACGAAGAAGUUCUUGCUUAUCUUGGAUGACGUUUGGAAUGAAGACUACGUAUUGUGGACUGAACUACGCAAGCCUUUUGAAUCUGGGGCUCUAGGAAGUAAAAUAGUUGUCACGACUCGGAACUUUGGUGUUACAUCAACGAUGGGUACUACUCUACCGUACAAGUUGGAAGAGUUGUCACAUGAUGCUUGUUUGCGUGUAUUUACCCACCACGCAUUAGAUGCAACAGAUUUUAGUAAGUAUCCAGAACUUAAAGAAUUUGGUCAAAAAAUUGUGAAUAAGUGCAAGGGAGUACCUUUGGCAGCAAAAGUACUAGGCGGCCUUUUACGCACGGCACGCAAUCGCAAUGAGUGGGAAAAUGUGUUAAAUAGCAAGAUCUUGGAUAUUCCUGAAGAAAAAGGCAAGAUUUUUUCCGUUCUUAAAUUAAGCUACAACUAUCUCCCUUCUCAUUUGAAGAGGUGCUUUGCCUAUUGUUCACUAUUUCCAAAGGAUGAUGAAUUUGAGGAGAAAGAUCUGGUCUUGUUAUGGAUGGCUGAAGGUUUGGUUUAAGAAACAAAAGGAAAGAAGCCAAUGGAAGAUCUUGGUGGUGAUUAUUUUCGUGAUCUACUCAAUAGAUCAUUUUUUCAAAAAUCAAGCAGAAAUGAAUCACUCUUUGUCAUGCAUGACCUUAUGAAUGAUUUAGCCAUGUGGGCAGCGGGAGACUUGUGCUGUAGGUUAGAGGAUCAAUUGGGUGGUAGUAAGCAAUCUGAAAUUUCU
Molecule: messenger RNA, 1714 nt
Organism: Quercus robur (English oak)
Lineage: Eukaryota; Viridiplantae; Streptophyta; Magnoliopsida; Fagales; Fagaceae
Product: putative disease resistance RPP13-like protein 1
Exons: 1
Coding region: 140-1507 (455 amino acids)
Biological process (GO): defense response to other organism
Molecular function (GO): ADP binding
Source: RefSeq, a predicted model, not a curated record